UAUCAUACUAUUUAGUCCGUGGUCGUCGGAUAGCCUCGAAAUUGUGCGAAAUUAUUGGUACAUCGUACAAUCGACGACAGAAAAUGUAUCUUCAAAUUUACGAGAUAACGACGAAUUGAUUUUUACGUGCGAGAGACGACGCUUCCAAAUGAGAUUCCUUCAUAUAUUCAUUUAACGUGAGAGACGCGUGCUGUUCCAACCGCCACAGAGAGAAUGUACUGCCUACAGUGGUUAAUCCCGGUGCUGUUGAUACCGAAACCUGUGAAUCCAGCACUGCUGCAAACCCAUGUCAUGUUCAUGGCGCUUUAUCUAAUUGGGUUCUUCCUGGAACGUAAACCCUGUACCAUCUGCAGCCUCGUGUUCCUCUCUGCAGUCUUCCUAAUAUGUUAUAGUGGCAUUGGCAAUUGCUUGCUAUGGAGUACAAACUGCGACACUGUAAGAUGCGACAAUGGCUAAGAUCCUGCUGUGUUUACUCUAGACUUUUAGACAAUUGUCUCCCAUUUGUUUGUUUCCAUUGUUCUUACUUCUAGCAGGAUGCUUGAGACUAGCUUUUUAAACAUUCACAGUUGUUUUAUCUACAGUGUGAAGAUGACAGAUUGUAGAUAGCCUUUAAUUUUUAGAUUUACGAUAGUUUAAUUUGAAAAUUUGAAUCGAUCUAUAACAUCGAUCGAAAUAACAAUGUAGUGUCAUGUUGAAUAUUUGCAUAAUAUAUAUAAGCUUUAAAAUAUGGAAUUCUAAAUAAGAAUAUGAUGAUAUAUACAAAUUUAAUAAAAAUUUGUAUGUGGAUUCUAAGUUCAAAAUUAUUAACAGGAGUAAAACAUGUUUUAAGAAGUGUAUAAUAUGGCUUACGUAUUGAUAUGAUAGAAAUAAUGAAAGAUUUUGUAGCUAAUGAUGUAUUUUUCUUAUUUUCAGCUUUCUAUUUAUGUCCAUAGUUUUU
Messenger RNA from Linepithema humile (Argentine ant), 937 nucleotides. The record is from RefSeq and is a predicted model, not a curated record. NCBI's taxonomy places the organism in Eukaryota, Metazoa, Arthropoda, Insecta, Hymenoptera, Formicidae.